This is a messenger RNA of Salmo salar (Atlantic salmon), 1379 nucleotides long. RefSeq lists its product as uncharacterized. Lineage: Eukaryota; Metazoa; Chordata; Actinopteri; Salmoniformes; Salmonidae. The record is from RefSeq and is a predicted model, not a curated record. Gene Ontology annotation, biological process: regulation of lipid catabolic process; inflammatory response. Gene Ontology annotation, molecular function: signaling receptor binding.
GUGCACAGAGUUGCCUUAGUCAGACUGCUCCACACACACUAGGAGGAAGAUGGCUGCUCUACUGCUGCUGUUGUUUAGUGCUGGAGUCCUGCUGCCUUCUAUUGAGGCUCAGGAGGCUUAUAGUAAACUCCCUGAUAAAUACAGGAAAGGAGUGGAUCUGGCCCUGCAACAACUCAACUCUCAUUCUGGAGUCCAGCACCAUUUUCUCUUCUUCAAGAGUCUCCUGAAGUCCGACAUAGAGUCUGGGUUUAAUGUACAAUACAUCUACCACAAUUUCUACUUGAAAGCCACCACAUGUGCCAGGGGAACCGUUAAUCCAAGCCAUCAGCGAUGCCAAUUCAGGAAUGACCGACCACUGAUGGACUGUGGAAUUUGUUACAAAACAUUUGCCGGAGAGAUUGAGAAAGACCCCAAGCCGUAUGUCCACUGUCUCCACAAACCGAAACUAACAAAGGCUAUGUCGACAACAAGACAAGAGCACUGUCGCAAGAUGAGCUACACCAGUGGAGCCCCUACUCUCCUAUCCAGCACCAAGAAUGAAACUGAUGAGUGAAAUACCAUAGAAUAGAUGGUUCAUAAGACAGAAUUGAGAAUGUACUGCAUUUACAACACACUGGUGUAAUUUUUAGUUUGUGCCAAGAUCACUAUUGUUUAAAGGGCAAUUCCACCACUUUUCAACCUCAUAUUCAUUAUCUCCAGCACCAUACCAGUGUCUAAAAAAAGAUCUAGUGAAAAAGUGCAAUUUGAUGAUGUCAUCAAAAGUAAAAACAUUUUAAAAACAGUGACUUUCCAACACUGAGAUUCAUGGACACGCAGGAGCAGGAAAAUGCCCUUUCCCUGGCUAGAAACUCGUUGCCGGUUUUGAAAAUCACAGUUUUUACAUUUAAUCCUACUCACUGACGUCAUCAAGUGUAUAUAUUGUAUUUUUUUUUUCAGCUUUCUUAGCUUUUUAACCACAAAAUGUAGAAACGUGCCCUUUUCAUACACUGAUUUUGUGCUGGAGAUAAUGAAUAUGAGGUUGAAAAGUGGUGGAAUUGCCCUUUAACUACAUUUUAUAACAUUUGAUAACAAUAAUAAUUUAUUGAAUGUGCACGUACAUGUCUGUAUAUAGUGUACUAUUUAGUAUCUCAGCUACACUGAAAUCAUUUUAAAAAACGACACAAAAAUUACAAAACUACACAAAAAUGACUGAAAUCUGUAUUACUGAAAUCUGUUUACUCAAAGUGGUGAGCCAUUGCCAUAUUGAUUUCAUGCUUCCCUUUUCCAAAUCCAACAAACAACUUCAUGACUAGGCAGACUACGAAUCAACCAUUUGACUCUGUUGUGUUGUGAGACAUUGUUUUCUAGAUAAUAAAAUUCAUAGAAGAUUUAGAAAAUGG